Lacerta agilis (Sand lizard) is the source of this 3078-nucleotide messenger RNA. Its product is annotated as perilipin-3-like. The transcript is spliced from 8 exons. Gene Ontology annotation, biological process: positive regulation of triglyceride storage; lipid storage. NCBI's taxonomy places the organism in Eukaryota, Metazoa, Chordata, Lepidosauria, Squamata, Lacertidae. The coding region runs from base 104 to 1519 and encodes 471 amino acids. Gene Ontology annotation, cellular component: cytosol; lipid droplet. The record is from RefSeq and is a predicted model, not a curated record.
UCGAAUCGAUUCACCUCCGCCUUUUUAGCUGCGUGCGGAUCGCUGCCUGGAAGGACCUUCGUCGUUUUCUCCGGGUCCGGGGUAGACAGUUGAAAGCCGUGCCAUGACGUCGGAAGGAAGCCCCGUGAGCGACACGGCUCCCGAAAACCAAGAGCCUGAUCAGCAGAAUGUGGUCAGUCGAGUGGUCAGCCUCCCGUUGGUCAGCUCGACCUUCGACAUGGUCUCCUCGGCUUACGCCUCCACAAAAGAGACCCACCCCUACCUCAAGUCCGUUUGCGACGUGGCAGAGAAGAGUGUGAAGACCCUCACGGCGGCGGCUGUCGGCGGAGCCCAGCCUCUCCUAACCAAGCUGGAGCCUCAGAUUGCAACGGCCAAUGAGUAUGCUUGCAAAGGGUUGGACAAAUUGGAAGAGAAACUGCCUAUUUUGCAACAGCCGUCGGAGAAGGUGGUCGCAGACACGAAGGAGCUGGUCUCCACCAAAGUGACCGGAGCCCGGGACACUGUCUCCGGUACCCUCAACGGGGCGAAGGAUGCUGUCGCCGGUGGCGUGAGCGGGGUGGUGGAAAUGGCCAAGGGGGCUGUACACGGCGGCAUGGAGAUGACCAGAUCGGUGGUGGCUGGCAGUGUGAACACCGUCCUAGGGUCCAGAGUGGGUCAAAUGGUGGCCACUGGCAUGGAUGUGGUGCUGGGCAAGUCCGAAAAGCUGGUGGACCACUAUCUCCCGAUGACGGACAAAGAACUGGCUGAACUCGCCACCUCUGUGGAGGGUUUUGAAAUCGCCACCGUGGAGCAGCAGAAGGAGCAGAGGAGCUACUUUGUGCGACUGGGGUCUCUCUCGGCCAAACUCCGUCACCGAGCCUACCAGCACUCUCUGGGCAAGCUGAGGGAUGCCAAGCAGAGCACCCAAGAUGCCCUCGCCCAGCUCCACCAAACCAUUGAGCUGAUGGAACAUGUCAAACAGGGAGUGGACAACAAGCUACAGGGAGGCCAGGAAAAGCUACAUCAGAUGUGGCUGGAAUGGAACCAGAAGCAAGCUCAGAGUGAUGAGCCACAGCACUCCUUGGUGCGGCCAGAGGUGGAAUCCCGCUCUCUGGCCAUGCUCCGGGGCCUCACCCAGCAGCUGCAACUCUCCUGCGUGAACCUCAUGUCCAGCGUUCAAGGCCUUCCCGCCGGCAUCCAGGACAAAGUCCAACAGGUCCGCCACACUGUGGAGGGUCUCCACUCGGCCUUCUCCGGGGCUCGCUCGUUCCAGGACGUGCCGACCGCCCUCCUGAGCCAGAGCCGUGAGAAGAUCGCCAAGGCGCGCGGCUCGAUGGAUGAGAUGUUGGACUACGUGGUGCAGAACGUCCCCCUGCCGUGGCUGGUGGGGCCCUUUGCCCCCAACCUGGUGGAGCUUCCAGAUGUGGCGCAGGCCGAUGUCGAGGAGGCAGAGGGAGUUGGCUCCCAGGCCCAGGAAGAACCCGGCGAAAAGCCUAAGAGCCCGCAGAAGGAGCCCUCCGAGCCGGAGAAGGAACUGUAGAGCUUCUGUGCUGUGCGUUUCAAAAAUCUGCGGCGGCUGCAGAGAAUCCUUGGGAACCGUAGUAUUGCAGGAAAGUCGAGAAUACGGAACCUGUUAGCCCUCCAGAUGUUGUGGCUCUCAGCUCCCAGCAGCCCAGGAACAUCUGGAGGGCCAUACGUUCCUCGUUCCCCGUCUCAAAGACCUGGUGCUUUUUGAUUUUCUUUUUGCAGAACUACAGUUCCCAGGGGUUUCUGGGUGAGCAGAGGUUCAGACAGCGCCUGUUGUAAUUUAGAUGUGCCUUUUUGGAAUGCUGAAUGGUGGCGGCGGCAACAACAAAAAUUGGUCUGAACGGUGAGCCGCUUUGUGUGUUUUACAAACACAUCCCCCAUCCCCUAUAAAGAGAAUAUUGUCCUAUUCCCCCACUGCCACCACUUAGGGGCAUUUAAAGUCCCUCACAAAUAGCUCAGAACUCUGAAAUUUUGAAAUGGAAGGAGAAUUUUUGGAUUUUACUAUUUAAAAGGGGGGGGGAGAGAAAAAUGGUUUUCUCAAGCUAAGUUCUACUCAAGAGUUGACAGAUUGAAAUUAACAGUCCGAAGAAAUAGGUUGCAUCUACUGCUGGCCCUACUCAAGAGUAGACCCAUGCCCAGCCUGUCACGGUUCUACUUCCGAGUAGGACUGACUUGACUGCAAACCUGUUGAAACGACUGGAGCCAUGUGAGCCAUGGGCGUUAUUUUCAGCUAGUCUACUCUUGAGUAAGACUAACAUUGGCCAUCAUCUAACACGGAAUUGUAGAGUUGGAAGGGACAAACAGGGAUCCUCUAGCCCAGCCCCCUGCAACGCAGGAAACUUUUGCCCAACGUGGGACUCGAACCCACGACCCCUGGGAUUAGGGGGUCUUGUGCCAUAUCGACUGAGCUAUCCACAUGUGCCCUGUAAAUCUUGGUUUUCUAGGAUAUCGAAAGCGAACAUUCAGGAAAUCCCAAUGCUUUUAACGUAGGUUUGAACGACUGUUUUAACUAUUAGUGAAAUUAUCUCCUCCUUCACUCUUGCCUACCCUGUUGUGGCUUUCAGAUUUUGACAAUAUUUCUCUUCUCCGCCCGCCUCCUCAAUUUCUCAAGUUUCUUCCCAGUGCCAUGGGGGUGUCGGUAGAGGUCUCACUCUCUUCGCAUGCUGCAGAAUAAAAGACCCCACCACAUCAGCUCUUAAUGUGGUUCCAGCAUGAAUCUCGCGUAGCCUCCGAUGCUGUCCUGCCUUUUGUAACUGAGGGCUUCGCCACUAUUCCUCUAUUCCUGCCGCUGCUCUUUAGUGCUCAUUCAGAGCAAACAGCCAUUCAGGUUUCCAGUGGGUUGCUGUUUGUUCCUAUUUUGAGCCAAAGAAGAGCAGCAUUUGUGUUGUGUUUUCCUGGGAAAAGGAGAAAACCACUUGGAACUGUCCGAGUGCAGUUCAAGAGGAACUUUGAAUGAGCCCUGAAUCAACGCCGGCCCCGAGAAAUCCAGCCUGACUUCUGAAGUGCCGCUAACGUUUUUUGUACCUCCGUAGAAUUGUUUUUCUUCCAGAAUAAAGAAAUGACUUCUUUUGA